This is a messenger RNA of Triticum dicoccoides, 2141 nucleotides long. RefSeq lists its product as uncharacterized. The transcript has 4 exons. The coding region runs from base 1 to 1860 and encodes 619 amino acids. The record is from RefSeq and is a predicted model, not a curated record. Lineage: Eukaryota; Viridiplantae; Streptophyta; Magnoliopsida; Poales; Poaceae.
AUGACUGGGAGGGCCGCCGCGCACCAACACCUCCUCCACAAGCCCGCGGCCGUGCUCCGCCUCCGCCUUCACAUGCGCACCUUGCCGCCUGCCACGCCACCCGCCUCAUCGCCAGAGAGACCACUGCGCCGCCUGCUUGACGCCACUCCCCCGCGCCACUGUACAGUUGGUGCUGCUGCAAUUGUACUAGUCAAUGGGGUGAAAGCUAAGAACCUUGGCCUUCAAGUUAUUGCAAGGAUAAAAUUUGAGCUGAAGAUAGAUUUCAUAGAUCUGAGUGAUCAUGAUAUUACUGACUUGAGCAGCAGCGAUGACGAGACUGUUCAGGAGGAUCAUAUUGCAACUCAGCACCGGGCGGCGUCGCUUGAUAGGCAGACUAUGCAUGUCAUGGAUGGUGAAGGAAUCCAAGAUGUGCAGGCUGCGUUUGUUGCAGCUAGUGAAGGAAGGCAAGAUGUGCAGGCUCUGUUUGCUGCAGCUAGUGAAGGAAGACAAGCGGCUGGUGAUUGUGGACAUGCUUUGGAAAUCACCACAUCGUCCUUGGUUACGGAAAAAGAACCUCUUGUUGCAGCUAGUGAAGGAAGCCAAGAUGUGCAAGCUGUGCUUGUUGCAGCUCGUGAAGGAAGCCAAGAUGUGCAGGCUGCGUUUGUUGCAGCUAGUGAAGGAAGCCAAGAUGUGAAGGUUGUGCUUGUUGUAGCUACUGAAGGAAGUCAAGAAGCUGCUAACUCUGGAAAUGGUUUGGAAGCUACAGCAUUGUCUUUGGUUACUGAAAAAGCACCUCUUGAUAUGGCUGAAUCGCACAACUGUCCUCGCUCUCCCACAUCAGCGCCGUUCCCCAGCCCGACUUCUACCGUUCUGAAGGCUCCGACCUUUGAAGGUGGCGAUGCAAAGCUGGUAAGAGGGAAGGUGAAGCGUCCCAGGAAGAACUACCACACUGGUACUCCUAGGACAAGUCCUAGGUUUGAACUGAAGCCUGUAUGUCGGAACGGGCCUCUAGAAGAGCUGCCAGCCGAGGCACUGACCUCUGAAGGUGGCGACGCAGAGCUGGUGAGAGAGAAGAUGCAACAUCCUGGGAAGGAUUACCAUUCCGGCACUCCUGGGACAAGUCCUAGGUUUGAACCGAAGCGUGAAUGUCAUAACGGGCCUGUGAAAGAGCUGCCAGCCGAGGCUCUGACCUCUGAAGGUGGCAAUGCAAAGCUGUUGAGAGGGAAGGUCAAGCAUCCUCGGAUGAACUACCAUACCAGCACUCCUAGGAUAAGUCCUAGGUUUGUACCGAAGCUUGAAUGUCAUAACAGGCCUGUGGAAGAGCUGCCAGCCAAGGCUCUGACCUCUGAAGGUGGCAAUGAAGAGCUGGUGAGAGGGAAGCUGAAACAUCCUAGGAAGAACUACCCUGCUGGCACUCCUAGGACAAGUCCUAGGUUUGAACCAAAGCGUGAAUGUCAUAACGGGUCUGUGGAAGAAAUGCCAGCCAAGGUUCUGACCUCUGAAGGUGGUGAUGCUGAGCUGGUGAGAGGGGAAGUGAAACUUUCUAGGAAGAACUACCAUACCGGCACUCGGACAAGUCCUAGGUUUGAAACAAAGCGUGGAUGUCGUAACGGGUCUGUGGAAGAGCUGCCAGCUGAGGUUCUGACCUCUGAUGGUGCUGAUGCAGAGCUGGUUAGGGAGAAGGUGAAACAUGCUAGGAAGGAUUACCAUACUGGCACUCCUAGGACAAGUCCUAGGUUUCAACUGAAGCGUGAACGUCACAAGGGGCCCGUGGAAGAACUGGCAGCCGAUCACAUGAGGUUCCGCACACUAGAAGAAUUAAUUGCCUCUCCUGACAAUGCAGAAUCUGCGAAGACCCCCUCUACCGACUCUCUGAACUAAGGUAGUUGACUGAAUAUGAUGCCCAUGAAACUUUCAAACUGUUGUUGCUCUAGAUUGUCUCAUGCAUGUUUAUGGAACCACCAUUGUUGCAUUAGUAGUGUGGCUGGAGCUCACAAUUUGCCCCAUGUAUCUCAGAAUUAAUAUUCCCAUUGCACCAAAUCCAUCUAAACUGUAACUUGUGGCUGACUGUUGACUGCCAUACUUUUGAUGUUCAUGUGCAUUUCUGCGAUAUAAUGUCUGACACACUGCUUCUAGUUAAAACCUCAGAAAGACUUUGAACU